Messenger RNA from Solanum pennellii, 1032 nucleotides. RefSeq lists its product as uncharacterized. NCBI's taxonomy places the organism in Eukaryota, Viridiplantae, Streptophyta, Magnoliopsida, Solanales, Solanaceae. Gene Ontology annotation, molecular function: nucleic acid binding; zinc ion binding. Bases 128 to 919 code for a protein of 263 amino acids. The record is from RefSeq and is a predicted model, not a curated record. The transcript has 2 exons.
UAUCAUAAAGAGUGUAAGCAUUGUAUACCCAAACGUACCUCAUUGUGCAUGCAUAUGGCAUCUUUGGAAGAAUGUAUGUUCAAGCUUCAAAAGGAGUAAAAAAACACUAAGUGAUAUAUUUUACUCAAUGGCAAAAGCAUACAGAAAGGAAGAUUUUGAUAAAUUAAUGGCUAAGGUUGUGAAGGUUGAUCAUAGGGUGAAGGAUUACCUUGAAGAAGCUGGUUAUGAGAAGUGGUCAAGAGUUCAUUCAACCAUAAACAGAGGUAGAAUGAUGACUUCGAACAUCGCUGAGUGUAUCAAUGGAUGCCUUGUCGAUGCACGUAAGUUAACUAUAAUAGACUUCUUGGAGGAAGCUAGACUUUUAUUUGGUAGUUGGAACUAUAAAAAUAGAGAAAUAGCGUCAUAUACAAAGGACACAUUGGGCCGACGAUUUGAGGAGAUAUUGAUUGUAAACGCAUCUAAAAGUUCAAAGAUGAAGGUUGUUCCAUCAUCUGAAUAUAUUUUCACAGUUCAUGAAGCCGGAAAAAGAUACAUUGUAUGCCUUGAGAGGAAAACUUGCACAUGUGGAAGGUUUCAACAUGAUGAGAUACCUUGCGCACACGCAAUUGCAGUUUUGAAGCACAAGAAUGUUACCAAUUUGCACCCAUAUUGCUCUGAUUACUACAAGCCGUAUGCAUUAGAAAAAACGUACGAGGUUGUAAUGGUUCCAAUGCCAGAUAAGGAGGAUUGGAACGUUCCAGAAUAUGUUUUAGAUGAAAUUGUCCGGCCACCUAGGUACAGAAGGUUGGCUGGACGACCAAGAAAGCGAAGAAAGAAAAAUGCGGAUGAGAAAAUAACAGUGAACAAUAAUUGUUGUGUGCAGUGUGGACAAGAAGGACAUAACAGGAGAACUUGUACUUUCUUCCCGAAAGAGAAUUGAAAGAAUGUUUUAAAAUAGGACAUUAGUGUUCAUGGUACUUCUAUCCACUUUUUUCUUUAUAAUUUUGACUAAAUAAAGUGUAUUGGUUACACAACUUAAUUUGAUGUUCAAAU